AUGUUCCCCACCCAGCACAAGUGUGCAGCUGGUACCUGGAGCGAACGGACUGACCUGGUCUCUGCGAGCGAGUGCUCCCCCUGCCCCAGGGGGUGGUACUGCCUGACUGGGGCAGGACUGCCGUCCGGGAGGUGCAGCUCUGGACAUUACUGCCCUGAAGGCACCCAGUUUGGCUCCCAGUUCCCCUGCCCUGCCGGUACCUACAGCACACGGAUGGGCAACGGACAGAAGGAUGACUGCCGGGUCUGUCCCGAGGGAUCGUACUGCACUGAGGGCUCUGCCAAACCCACGCCCUGCCCAGUGGCUACCUAUCGGAGUGUGAAAGGAGGAAAGGCAGCUGAAGACUGCACCCCAUGCCCUGCAGGUUAUCACUGCCCUCGAUUUGCAACAAUCAAACCCAGGGCCUGUGGGACUGGCAGCUAUUCAGAUCAUGGUUCGGCUUUGUGCUUACCCUGCCUCCCUGGACACUACUGUAGUAAUGAGACCACCAGCCAGGAGGCGAUGUUGAGCGUGAUGGUGUGCCCAGCUGGACUGAUUUGCACUGAAGGUUUGGACAGGGAGCCGCAGAGAGCCACCACUCUCUGUCCCAAAGGCUAUUACUGCCCAGGAGGAGACAUUGAUCCUAACCCUAGGCUAUGCCCAAACGGGACCUACAGUGACCGUCAAGGCUUGCGAGAGGUGUCUGCCUGUACCCCCUGCCCUGCCGGGCAGUAUUGCUUCAGCAAGUCCCAGGGGAUCUCCCGGCCAACAGGAAGCUGCCCUAGUGGGUAUCACUGCCCAGUAGGUACAGGGUACCCUUAUUCAUUCCCCUGCACCCCUGGGUCCUAUCGGAACAGCUCCCUGGGGCACAGAGGGGAGACGUGUCAGCCAUGCCCCGCUGGGUUUUACUGCGCCAGUCAAGCCACUGAGAUCCCCACUAUCUGCCCUAGAGGUUACUUUUGUGUUGAGGGAAGCAGCAGCCCUGAGCCAUGUGAAGAGGGGACCUACAGUGCCAGGCCUGCUCUGAGGGCUGGUUCAGAGUGCGCUCCUUGUGUUGGGGGUUGGUACUGCGCUGGUGUUGGACUGACUGAACCCACUGGUUCCUGUGAAGCUGGGUUCUACUGCAGGGAGAGAGCGAGGUCUGCGACCCCUGCUGAUGGGCACACCGGAGGACUGUGCCCGAUUGGGAGCUAUUGCCCAGCUGGCUCUGCCUUCCCUUUGCCCUGCCCACCUGGGACCUUCAGUAAUGCCACAGGACUCAGCCGCCCGGGGCUCUGUGUAGACUGCACCCCAGGCUACCAUUGCUCUGGGUCUAAUGUCUCUGCUCCUGCUGGUCUCUGUUCUCCUGGCUAUUACUGUACCGGUGGUGCCUCUUCACCCAAUCAGCACGAGACCCAGGAGGGACACUACACCCUGCCGGGAGCGUUCACACCGGAGCCAUGUGCACUAGGGACCUUUCAGCCGGCUCGGGGACAGUCCUCUUGUCUGGAGUGUCUAAGAGGCCGGUUCUGUAACCAGACCGGUCUGGCGCGACCUUUCCCUUGUCCUCCAGGUCACUACUGCCUUCCCGGGACCGUCGCUCCCACUCCCUGCCCAGCAGGGUCGUACACUGCCCAGGAGGGUGCUGGAGAUACUGAGCAGUGUGUGCUGUGUGACCCCGGGCAGUUCUGCAGCAUGGCUGGCCUCUCUGCCCCGAUGGGGCCCUGCAAGCCAGGCUACUACUGCACUGGAGGGGCAAACUCCUCAAUGCCUGUGAACAUGCCCUUUGGCGACCUUUGCCCUGCUGGCUUUUUCUGCCCGUCAGGGACCAGACACCCCUUUGAAAACCCCUGCCCCCCAGGAACCUGGAAUAAUGGACGAGGGGGGUGGAACCAGACCUCUUGCUGGCUUUGCCCCCCGGGGCAUUACUGUCAUGGUACCGGCUUGGCUCAACCCUCAGCUCUGUGUGCGCCCGGAUUUUAUUGCUCGGGAGGGGCUGAGACUUCAAUGCCGGUGGACGGGGUAUCGGGUGACAGGUGCCCUAAAGGUCUCUAUUGCCCCAAAGGCUCAGUGUUGCCCCUGCCCUGCCCAGAUGGUUCUUACACCAACAUCACAGGCGCCGCGGAGUGCCUGGACUGCCCCGCUGGCUAUUAUUGCCUCUCAGGGCAGAGCGUCCAGUUGUGUCCGGAGGGUCAUUACUGCCCCGGGGGCACAGGGUUAGAUCGCCUGCCCUGCCCACCUGGUACCUACAGCCCUGAGCCCGGGAACAGCCAGCUGGAGCAGUGCCUACUGUGCCCUGCAGGGAUGUACUGUGAAGACUGGGGACUCUCUGUCCCUACGGGGUCUUGUCAGGCUGGCUACUUCUGUCUAGCAGGUAUGAACUUCAGGAACCCCGAUGGUAACAUUAGCACUGGGGUGGGGGGGCCGUGCCCCCGGGGGCAUUACUGUCCAGCUGGCACCAGCCUACCCGUGCCCUGCCCACUCGGGACUUUCUCCAGCAGACUUCACGUGGAAGAGGAGUCUGGCUGCAGUGCCUGUCCUCCGGGGGUGUUCUGUGGAUCAGAGGGGCUGAGCCAGCCUACAGGACCCUGCAGAGAGGGGUUCCACUGCCCCGGUGGGGCAAAAUCACCCCUGGGGUCUGAGGGUACAUGUCCAGUGAGCCACUACUGCCCGGCUGGGAGUGCACAGCCCCUGCCCUGCCCUGCAGGAACAUACAAUAACCUGACCGGCCAGGCCAAGUGCUUUCAGUGUGGAGCUGGAUACUACUGCCCUGAGAAAGCAACCACGUACAGUGACUUCCCCUGUCCACCUGGCUUCUACUGUCCUGACGGUACGAGGCAUGCCACUCAGUUCCCCUGCCCCAGGGGCUACUAUAACCCCGAGCCCAUGACCCAGAGCCUAGACAGCUGCCUGCCCUGUCCACCGGGGCGUUACUGUGAGAAGGAAAGACUCACGGCUGUGUCUGGAAUGUGUAAAGCAGGCUGGUUCUGUAUAUCAGCUGCGUGGAACUCCCAGCCCUUCGACCUGGAUAACUACACCAAUGCCAACUGCCUUUGUCCAGCCACAGCAACUGGAGGGAAGUGCCAGGAAGGCUAUUACUGUCCCUCAGGGAGCUCGGAGCCCAUUCCCUGCCCACCUGGAGCCUACUGCAAUGGGUCAGGCUUGUCCCGUCCUAGCGGCUCCUGCUCCGCUGGCUAUUACUGUUCGGGAAGAGCCUCUCAGCCCAACCCUACAGACAAGCUUACAGGGAACCGCUGCCCCCCGGGGAGCUUCUGCGGUUUUGGCUCAGGGGACCCACAGCUUUGUCUCCCAGGCACGUUCUCGAGAGUCCAGGGCCUGGUCAGCGAGUCUGAAUGCUUGCCCUGCACCGAAGGGUUCUAUUGUGAGACAGCAGGUCUGGUCACCCCCAGCGGCCCAUGUCGUCAAGGGUACUUCUGCCCUCCCGGUCAGAGGGUCAGCACUGGCUUUGCAUGUCCGCUUGGUCAUUACUGCCCAGAGGGAAGCCCUGCUCCUGUGAUCUGUGAGUCGGGUUCAUAUCAGAACCUGGACAAACAAGCUGCGUGUAAACCCUGUGAAGAAGGUUAUUACUGUAAUAACAGCCUUGGUCCAGUCGAGGACCCGUCUCAGUACCCAUGCCCACAGGGACAUUACUGUCCACAAGGGACGAGGUUUGCUACCCAGUAUGGGUGCCCAGUUGGGACAUUCAACCCCAGGGUGAGGGUGCAGGAUGUCAGUGGGUGUCUCCCAUGUCCUCCUGGAAAGUACUGCUCAGCUAUUGGCCUCGCAGAGCCCACAGGAGACUGUUUGGCUGGGUUCUGGUGUAAGCAGGGUGCCCAGACAAGAGUCCCUUCCGAUGGCCUGUCUGGUGGAACCUGCUCCCCUGGUCACUAUUGCCCCUCAGGAACUCCCUCCCCUGUACCAUGCCCGCUUGGCACCGUGUCUAACAGCACAGGCGGUGAAAGCCAGGACGAGUGCCAGCCUUGCUCAGGAGGCUUCUACUGUGACAGGACUGGGCUGACUGCCCCAACAGGGCCCUGCGCUCCGGGAUUUUAUUGCUCUCUGAAAUCAGUAACUCCCACACCGGCUGCUGGAAACACUGGGGGCCCCUGCCCAGUAGGUCACUUCUGUCCCCCAGGAACUGCUGUGCCAGUCCCGUGUUUACCUGGGACCUAUAUGACGGGAACACAAGCUUCUGAAUGUGUGGUUUGUCCGGCUGGCAAGUACUGCAUCACAGGGAUGGAGCCUUUGGUGUGUCCAAAAGGGUUUUACUGUCCUGAAGGAACAGGCUACGACUGGCAGCCCUGCACUGCAGGAUCGUACAGUCCUGAAGCUGGUCUGUCUGCUCUGUCUCAGUGCGGGCUCUGCGACGGGGGCCGUUACUGUGCACUGCGCAACGCCACAGCGGCCACUGGAGAGUGCAGGGAAGGGUACUACUGUCUGCUGGGAUCCCGCUUUCCUCAACCCGAAUCAGACACGCCAGGGCAGGCUGGACCUUGUCCGGUGGGUCACUUCUGCCCCCGAGGUACAGCCACCCCUCAGCCAUGCCCACUGGGCACCUUCAGCAACCUGACCAAGCAAACAUCAGAGGCCGACUGUAUCCCAUGCCUUCCUGGUCAUUUCUGUGGUUCAGCUGGGCUCACUGCUCCAACAGGGGAAUGCUGGGAAGGAUUCUACUGUUCCCAAGGAGCCACAGUUCCUAACAGUCCAAUCAGAGACAGCAGAGGAGGUCCCUGCCCAACAGGUCAUUUUUGCCCCAAGGGCUCUGCUGCUCCCCAGCCCUGUCCAGAGGGGACGUACUGUGCAGUGGAGGGGCAGGCAAGCUGCAGCCCCUGUGUGGAAGGGUACUACUGCCCUGUGAACAGCUCUUCCUAUGCGGGUACAGAAUGUGCUCCAGGUCAUUACUGCCCAACAGGAACCUCCUCCUGGAAUCAGAUUCCUUGCCCAGCAGGCACCUACAACCCGUUCCCCCGAGGAGCCAGCCUGCAGGACUGUAUUCCUUGUGAGCCAGGGCUCUACUGUGCAUCGCCAGGUCUCCCCAGAGCCAGUGGGCAGUGUGCUGCUGGCCACUACUGUGUGGGCGGGGCAGUGACCCCCCACCCCAGCAACGGGAUCACUGGAGACAUGUGUCCCAGGGGUCAUUACUGCUCAGAGGGGUCAGCGGUCCCACAGCCCUGUCCACCAGGUCACUAUAGCAACACCACUAAGAACACCGCGCUCUUGGACUGCCUGCCAUGUCCUCAAGGGUUCUCCUGCGAUGGGCACGGCCUGUCUGCCCCCUCAGGUUCCUGCCAGGCUGGGUAUUUCUGCCCCCCUGGCCAGAACUCCAGCAGACCAGCCUCCUACACCUGCGCGACGGGACACAUGUGUCCCCAGGGCAGCUCCCAGCAGAGCCCCUGUCCUCCAGGAACCUACCAGGACCAGCGUGGGCAGGCAUUGUGCAAGACCUGCACUGCUGGGUUUUCCUGUGCUGGUACAAUUCAGACUGAGACAGGGCUCUUGGUUGGAACGCAGAACCCCGACCCCUGCCCGAAAGGUCACUACUGUCCUCCAGGCACAAAAUUGGGAACAGAGCCUCCUUGCCCCGCUGGAACCUUUAACAACCGGACUGGCCUCUCUGACGUCAGCGAAUGUGUGUCCUGUCCGGCUGGAGAAUACUGCAGCUCUGCAGGGCUGUCUCAACCCACGGGGCCGUGCAUAACAGGGUUCCUAUGCUUCCUGGGGGCGUUCUCUCCACACCCUUUGGGCGAUUCUACUGGAAGAAUCUGCACCCCUGGGUUCUACUGCCCCCAGGGUACCACCCGCAUGCUGCCCUGCCCUGCGGGGACAUUCAGCACCUUGGAGGGCGCUGGUUCCCAAGCAGACUGCCGCUUGUGCCCUCCUGGUCUUUACUGUCAGGGUCCAGGGCUGAGCGCCCCGUCUGGAAGCUGCAGUGCUGGAUUCUACUGCACCGGGGGUGCAAAGUCACCCGCACCUACUGACAAUACCACAGGUUAUUCCUGUGAAGCAGACACAGAGAGCUCUGGUGGCGCUGGAUAUUCCCAUAUGAACAGGACGACUACUGCCCUCAACCCGAGAGAGGGGUUCACAGGAAACGUCUGUCCAGCUGGUCACUUCUGCCCUGCAGGGAGCUCCUUGCCAUCUCCCUGCCCUCCAGGCACGUUUCUGGCCAGACGCGGAGCUCAGUUGCAGACGGAAUGCCAGUCGUGUGUCCCUGGGUCCUACUGCUCUCGGUGGGGUCGAAGUUCACCAGAGAGCCUGUGUCCUGAAGGCUGGUUUUGUCCGGAGGGGUCUGUGACUGGAGAGCAGUCAGCAUAUCGGUGCCCACCAGGGCAUGCUUGCCCCAUGGGGAGUGCAGAGCCUAUGCCCUGCCCAUCCGGCUCCUAUCAACCUGCACCCAGACAGUCCUCCUGCAGACCCUGCCCCCCAGGUUUGUACUGCCUGUGGGGCUGCUCCUCCCCUUCCCCCUGCCCCCUGGGUAGUGUGAGUGGUGCAGCCGGUCUGCAGUCAGAGCUGGGCUGCUCCCCCUGUCCUCCUGGAUUCCACUGUAACAGGACUGGGCUGACAGCCCCCACUGGACCCUGCACUGCGGGUUAUUACUGCAGUCAUGGAUCAAAGGAAUCCAGCCCUGUCAAUCAAACCUUUGGAGAUGUGUGCCCACGUGGGCAUUAUUGCCCUGAAGGAAGCAGCCAGCCUGUGCCCUGCCCAGCGGGUACCUACCAGCCUGCCACCCACCGCGUUGAGCAGAGGCAUUGCCUGCCGUGCCCGCCUGGAGCGUACUGUAGCUCGGAAGGGUCAGGCCAAGAAACAGGUCUCUGUUUAGCUGGAUAUUACUGUACAGGUGGUGCAGUCACUCCUACACCACUAGGGGGCCCCACUGAGCACUCACGCCUCAUUGAUGUUUUCUGCAAGCUCAGAACCCCUGCUAACAUUUUCUGUAUGAAUGGUAGCUGUAGCAACGGGACUAAAGCUCAGACAUGUUUUGAUUGGUGUUCAGCUGGUCCUUGCUGUGAUGGAGAGGGGGGAGCUGGUGCUUCAGGGAGCUGCUCCCCAGGAUGGUCGUGCCUGGACUGGACUCUGACUAGCAAACCCUGCUCCGUUCCCACAAUCAGAGCCACUCUGAACAGCUCUGAGACGCUGCUAAAGGGUGCUACGUGCGGCGCUAACUUCACUGGAGGUGUUUGUCCCAAAGGAUUCUAUUGCCCUGAAGGUUCCGCCUGGCCCGUACCAUGUGACUUUGGCCAGUUUUGUCAUCGGUCCCGCCUCUCUCUUCCUACUGGACCAUGUGCCGCCGGGUUCUAUUGUGGGGGCGGGGCAUCAGUCCCUAACCCCACUGCCUGCCCCCCUGGACAUUACUGCCCACAGGGCACCCCGAACCCAUUGCCCUGCCUUCCAGGGUCCUUCAACACCUUUCCUGGAGGAUCAACAUCAGCUGACUGCAGACCGUGCCUCCCCGGUCAUUACUGUGGGCAGCAUGCACUGGCCGCUCCUAGUGGCGUGUGUGCUGCUGGCUACUACUGUCCGGGUGGCCAGAAUUCAUCCAGGCCAAUGUAUUACCCCUGCUCCCCGGGACACUUCUGCACUGAGGGGAGUUCCAAUCAGACGAGUUGCCCUUCAGGCACCUACCAGGCUGGCUGGACUCAGUCUGCCUGUGAAGAGUGCCCAGCAGGGCUCUACUGCCAGGGUCCAGGUGUCAUCCAUCCAGCUGUCUGUCCAGUGGGAUCCUAUUGUCCACCUGGCUGUACAUCAGCAAAUCAGUACUUGUGUCCUCCUGGUAGCUAUGGAAACCGUCCAGGGUUGGCUAAGGCAUCUGACUGCUCUCCCUGCGAUCCUGGAAUGUACUGCAUGGGUUCAGGCAGCACCAGGCCGUCUGGGCUGUGCAGUCCUGGGUUCUAUUGCACUGGAGGGUCUGCCAUUCCUGCCCCUGGUGACGGUGUGAUGGGAGACAGGUGCAGGGCGGGGUUCUACUGCCCCAGGGGGAGCGCCACAGAGCAGGCCUGUCCUGCAGGAACCUUCAGUAACAGGCCUGGGCUCUCGGACUCUGCACAGUGUCAGGCCUGCUCACCUGGGCACUUCUGCACUGAAUCUGGACAGCCAGCUGUCUCUGGACCCUGUUUGGCAGGUUUUUAUUGUCUGGAAGGCUCUCGGAGUUCCACUCCUAUUUUGAAAGAAUUCGGAGGUGUCUGCAGCCCGGGACACUUCUGUCCGAAUGGGACAGCCCUUCCUGUCCCCUGCCCGACUGGCACAUACAGAGCAGAGAGCGGGGGGAGAUCGAAGGGGGACUGCACGCCAUGCCCUGCAGGUUCCUAUCAGGGUCUGGAGGGUCAAAGGCAGUGCGACCCUUGUCCCCCUGGGUUUUACUGCAGACCCCAGGCUUUGCAUGCCCAGGGAGCUGUGAUCCCACAGCCUUGCCCAGCCGGGCACUUCUGCCCCAGAGAGACAGAGUUUGGCACCCAGAAGCCCUGCCCCCAAGGAACCCACAGCAGGCAGUUGGGAUUGACCUCUGCAGCUGAAUGCUCCCCUUGCCCGGCUGGCUAUUUCUGUGGUUCUGAAGGUCUGGUUCAGCCCACCGGACCCUGCGCUCCCGGCUUCUACUGUACAGCAGGGGCCUGGGUACCGAACCCCAGCGAUGACGUCACAGGCGCUGCCUGCCCCAGAGGGAAGUACUGCCAGGCAGGAUCUGUUUCAGGCAGCUGCUUUGCAGGAUUUUACUGCGACCUGGGAUCCAGCAGACCAGACCAGAAGAUCUGCCCCUGGGGGUUUUAUUGCCCGAAUGGCACAGGCGUCCCCGUCCCGUGUGAGGCUGGGACAUACAGCUCUUCAUCUGGGAAUAGCCAAGCGACUGACUGCAGACUGUGUCCCUCCGGCAUGUUCUGUCAGGGCGAUGCCAACACUGCUCCCGGGGGUCUUUGCUCAGAAGGGUUCUACUGCCCCCCUGGGCAGAUCUCAUCCAGACCGACCGCCUCUCGCUGUCCCCGGGGGCAUUACUGUCCUGCAGGGUCAGCUGCCCCAAAGCCUUGUGGGAUAGGAACCUUCCAGCCGCGGGAGGAACAGGGAUCAUGUGACGUCUGUCCGGCAGGCUUCUACUGCCACCCAUCCAAUGAUUCGGGAGUGGUGCGGCCCGAACCGUGCCCUCAGGGUUAUUUCUGUCCUCCUGGUACCCAGUCGGGCACUGAGUCACCCUGCCCCAGAGGAACCAUCGGACCCCAGGCAGGAGCCGGCAGUCCAGCCCAGUGCCAGCCCUGUCCUGCAGGGAUGUACUGUGCAUUCCCAGGCCUUUCCGAACCCACGGGACCCUGCCAUGCCGGCUUCUUCUGUUCUGGGGGAGCUAGCAGCCCGAACUCCUCUGAAUACAUGGUUAAAUCUGAUGGGAUUUCCUUUGCUGGUAACAGUGUGUGCCCGGUUGGUCAUUUCUGCCCAGCUGGUACAGGAUACCCACUGCCCUGUCCUGCCGGCUCCUUCUCCAGCUCUCCGGGACUGAAGGGAGCAGACCAGUGUGAGCGGUGUCCCCCUGGGUACCACUGCCACAGCCCUGGGCUGGCACACCAGAGCCAGACCUCCCCUUGUGAUGCAGGCUACGUAUGUCUUGGAGGAAGUGCUACCGCCCGUCCUACUGAUGGUCUCCACGGUUACCGGUGUCCCAGUGGGUUCAGCUGUCCUGCCGGAGCUGGCAUUGAGGUGCCCUGUGAGCCUGGCACCUAUAGCCCUAUGCCAGGGGCUAGCGUGUGUCUUCCCUGUCCUGCGGGCACCAUGUGCAACUCCACCGGCACUGAGGAGCCCAGCCUCUGCCCCAGAGGUUAUUAUUGCCCCCCGCAGACUGCCCUGCCCCUGCCCUGCCCCGCGGGCACACUGAGCAGCCUGGAAGGAGCCCUGUCUGUCUCUGCUUGUGUGCCCUGCCCAGCUGGACUGUACUGCAGGGGAGAGGCAAAUACAGGGCCAGACGGCCCGUGCCUGCCUGGGUAUUACUGCCAGGGGGGCGCGGUUGAUGCAGUACCACAGGGCUCUGCCGUGUUUCCCAAGAACGGACCCUGUCCUCUCGGGCACUACUGCCCAGCGGCAGCUCUCGCACCAGUGCCCUGUCCACUGGGAAGCAUCAAAAACACAACAGGUGGUUCUUCCUUGGCAAGCUGUCUGCCCUGCCCGGCUGGUCACUACUGCUCCAGCGAGGGUCUAAGCAUGCCCAGUGGCCACUGCUCUGCAGGGUUCUAUUGCCCCUCAGCAUUUACCUCUAUCAGCCCCAACGCCUUCCUCUGCCCAAAGGGUCACCACUGCCCCCCCGGCUCGGCUCACCCACACUCCUGUCCAACUGGAGAGUACCAGCCCAACCCGGGGUCUGAUUACUGCAUUCCCUGCAGACCAGGCUUCUACUGCGAAGAGGCCAUUGCUGGAGACCCCCGACCCUGCCCUCCACACACAUACUGCCCCGCUGCCACGCAGGUCCCUCAGCUCUGCCCCAAUGGGACCUUCACCCCAACUACCAUGUCCGGCCUCCAAGAGGAGAGAGAAUGCUUGCCCUGCCCUUCAGGGAAGUUCUGCAGAGGAGGGAAGAUCCAGGGAAGCUGUGCCGCCGGUUUCCUCUGCUUGUCUGGGAGCUCCGAGUUCACCCCCCGUGGCUCUGAACUGGUGAACCGCACCAGCUGUGAGUGGGGAGAGAUGUGUGCCGGGCCCUGUCCUGCAGGGUUCUACUGCCCUGAAGGAACGAAGGAGCCCAGGGCAUGUCCAGCACACACUGUCAGAGCCUCACCAGGGGCCAGCCAAAGAGACCACUGCCUUCCCUGCCCUCCACAGUACUGGUGCAAAGAAGGGGACCCUGUCCGGCAUCUGUGCCCCGCUGGACAUUACUGCAAUGGGCUCAAGGAAAGUGACCCUCAGAUCGCAGCGGGACCGCGAGAGUGUCCGGUGCACACAUACCGCGCUGACCCUGGGGCAGGGAGCAGAGGGGACUGCCUGACCUGUCCUGCUGGAUACCACUGCAACUCCACAGGUAUCAUAGACUAUGUCCACUACCCCUGUCCGCCAGGGUUCUGGUGCCCCUGGUCAGGAAGUCCGGUUCUGUGUCCAGCAGGAACCAUGAGAACUGAACCGGGCAGUACCGCAGUGAGCCAGUGUGACCCCUGCACUGCCGGCUUCUACUGUCCCGAUCCGAUGGUAACUGGCCAGCCCAACAUCCACGGGAUUCCCUGCCGAGCCUCCUAUGAGUGCCCCCCAGGUGCAGUGACUGAAGUGUUGUGCAGAGCCGGAUCGUAUUGUGGACCCCAGACUGGAACCCCCAGCGCCUGUCCUGGGGGGUAUUUCUGUCCAGAGGGAUCCCAAAGUUACAACACACCUGCACAGCUGUGUGUGUUCCCCUUCUACUGCCCCCCGAGCAGUUCGCGGCUGCUGCCCUGUGAUGGGGGCUUCAUGCCGGUCAAUGCGAGCGGCCUCAGGGACUCACUGGAGAAGAGCUGUGUGGAGUGCCGUUCUGGGACAUACAGACCCAGCUUAGAGAGUGAACUCCACUGCCUGCCCUGCCCUGCUGGAUACCACUGUCCCCAAGGCACAGAGCACUACAUGUCGAACUCGUGUCCCAUUGGGUACUACUGCCCUGCUGGCACGGCACUGGCGGUACCAUGCCCUCCCGGUUCCUACGGCAACAGCACCCAAGCAAAGCAUCGUGGGGAAUGUUACCCCUGCCCUGCAGACACCUUUAAUCAUCUGUUUGGCCAGAAAGCCUGCUUUCCAUGUGGGAGCUCAUCCUUCUCACUUCCUGGCGCUGACUCCUGCACCUGCCGUGGACUGAACCGGGCCUUCCAGCAGUCCGACGGCUCGUGCAUCUGCAGAGCGGGCUACGUGUAUUACAAUGAGCUGGACCAGAAGAGAUCCACCGGCAACAGCGACAUGGACUGUCAGUCAGAGGUGAACGAGCGCUGUGGCCCCGGAGAGGUGAGGCUGGCCUCCACGAGAGAGUGUGUCCUGCCUGGAGGAUAUGACUGCACUGCAGCCUGUGGGAGCCAGGGAGGGAACCUUGCUGUGGAACUUGGAAUCUGCCACUGCGCAGAGUAUGUGUCAGCUGAAGAACUCUGCAACGCCUCUUGUUUGUCUGAGAUGCCCAAGAUUACCGCUAGUCUGGGGCCAAAUGGACAACUUGUGCUAAACAUCAAGGAUGGAGAGGCCAGAGGGACCAGGAACAAACAUGUGGUGGAUACGCUGGGUCCUGAGGAGUACAGCCCUGCCGCUGGGAGUGUCCAUAUUGUCCACUUUGCACCCCACGGGGUGUUUGGAUUGAUUGUGAAAGAGAGAAGACUGCUUGACGUUUUUCUCUCAGGAGAGAGUACGAGUUCCGAGGUGACAGAGACCCCCGAUAGCUUGUUAAGGAAUCGAAGGAGCUCAGAACACGUUGCUGCAGCACCCAGGAUCCCCAACCCCAUCGCCUGUCUCAAACCCAACGACAUGAUCAUCUUUCAGCUCUCCCUCAACCACCGCAACCGCAGCCGAAGCCACUUCCCAGUGUACCAGAAAGACCAUCUCUUCAACAGCAACCCCAGCUGGGAUUCAGGAGCCUUCCGAAGACUAGGGCACUUGAUCAAGGAGACUCGGUUCAACGUCUCCAGAUUCGCCCACGUGUUCUCGGAGCCUGGGAAGUACGUGUUGCUGGACAAUGCAGCGCCGGAGCGCAGCCUCAUCGUGGUGGUCAGCGAGCAUCAUACUGAGUGUGAGUCCAGGAGCUUCCAGCCCUCGUCACCAGGGCAGCUGGUCCGACACGGCGUUCUCAAGCAGCGGCAGCUCAAUUUGGUACCGAACUGGGGCGCCAUUGCAGGUGUGCUUUGUCUCCUGGCCCUGGCGGUCGCUGUGCUGACGGUCUCGGCUCUGGUUCUGAAACCCGUUCACGCUGGACUGAGCCCAUGGAGGAUCUGGAAACCCAAGUGGCGCAGCUUGGGAGAGCCCUGCAUCCCUCCGGGUUACAUCUACACCAGGGCCAGUUUGGAAUGCUAUGACACUCUUGCUUGCCGGGGAGAGGGAGAAGGAGCAGAGAUAGAAGAGGAGUCUGCAGUUUUCAAAGCCGGUAAAAGGCCAGGGGAGAUGGAUUUGGAGGAUUUCAAUGUGCGGACCCUCUAUGAUAAACUGGAGGACCAGAACCUUCAUCUGGCUGCCCAGCUGUCCAAGCACCGUAGUGAAAUGCUGGACUUCUACAAGAGCAUCUGCCAGCAGACUGAGGCUUUGAAGGAAACGAUGGAGGGUAUGGACCCUGCUAGACUGGCUGUGCUUGAGAAGAAGUGGGUCCUGUUUGAAACACCUGGUCUAAUUAAGAGAAUUGAAGACCAGGAAACCAGCAGCCCAACCAACGACAAGAGCUGUUCCUCCGCUCACCUAUUGGAGGCGCUGUUGAGAGGUGUGGAGGAUCUGCUCUUCGGGAUGAGUUCAGAGAAUCUUUCCAUCCGCCGAGAGGAAGCACAGAGGCAUUGUGGGAUAGCAGAUUGCUUGAGCGUGUCGAGCGUGCCCAGUCACUUGGGGGUGGAUACUGGGCAUGCCAAGGGCUCUCUGUUCCAGGAUCCCAGCACCUCCCAGCAGCCAGCUCCCAAACAAACACUAACUGCUGACACAGGAGAGUCUUUUCCAGACACAGGAGAGGCCUGCCUCUCAGGGCAGCAGCUGCAGGUUGCGGACGCAGGCUUGUGUUCUUUAAGUGACCAGGAGCUUGGAGACCUGAUCACAGCCACCCCGCUCUCCAGCACACUGCAGCAGAUACUGGAGUCGCUUCGAGACAGACACGCCCGGGAACAAGGCAGGGAAACAUGGGAGCGUAGAGAAGCACCCAGGCCACAGACGGAGGCAGGAGAACUAGUUCCUGUUGACCUGGAAGCUCUGACUCCUCAAAACUUCACUGUGUUCCUCUUUGGCCGCCACAUUGUGCGCCUGCUGUGCAGCACCUGUAGCUUCCCCCCAGUCACUCUCCUGCUGGCACAAACAGUUCCGGACAGUAGUGGGACUGCGCACCACUAUCAGUAUUAUUAUCACUACACUGGAUAUUUCUACUAUGACACCUGCAAUCGAAUCCUGUACCUGCACACAGCCAAGCUGGACAACUUGGGGGAGUUUAGUGCUGUGCUCCUGCACACUAUGGCACACAUCAGUGCAGGAUCUCAACCCAGAGAAAAGCAAUCUGCUGUGUUUAUCAGAGAGUUUCACAAGGCUAUAUCAGCAGUGUGCGCUGCAUUCUUCCACGCUCACUACCAAGUUGACACCUGGGAAGAUGCGAAGGAAAAGGGGGAUUCCUGUGCCAGUACAGCAGGGUCUGCCCGGCAGUCCGUAUUUGAAGAUUUCAUGAACCUGAAGGUGCCACCCGAAAGAAGGUUCUCCAAAGAAAUGCUGGAGGAAAGGCUUAAAAAGUUCAGAUCUUUUCUUUUGCACCUCAAUCUCCGAGCGGUAAUGAAGCAGAGAAGACAAACGGAGGGUCGGCACGCUGUGAACGGACAAGAAGAAACAGAGCCUGAACACAGAGGAGAUUCAGCAUUGCAAGCGAGGAUCCAGGCCCUGGAAGAGGAGACUGAUGGGCUCAAUGAGGACUUCUUGCAGCUCACUACCCAGCUGCUGGAACAGAAGGAGCAGGGCAGGCAGCUGGAGGAGAAGCUGGAAGCGUUGGAGCAGCAGACACAGGAUGCACAUGACACUGUGAGGGGGGAUGAUUUUGAGCGUAUCCUGAAAGCCCUGGCCCAGGGCAGAGAGGAAGCCCUGAUGCUGGCGCUGAAGAGACACUGUGUGUCCCAGAGGCUGAGUGAAAUUGAAACGGAUCUAUCCGCGCUCCGUGUCGCAGUUCAGUGAGCAGCACUGUGCCGGGUUUCUGCAGUAAGGGGAGGGAAACGACCAAGCUGAUAUAUUUACAGAGCUGCUGACGGCCUGGCUAAGGGGAGCGGCUCCUUUACAGUUUUUUGGAGCUCCUUUUGACAUCUGGUGGGAUAUGAUGGUUUACAAGUACAUUGUUUUGCCUGCUGAUUUAUAUUAAUUUUGUUUCCCUUUUCUGUGUGUAAAAUUCAUAUACAUAAAAACAAGAAAUGUUUGCUUUAACACCGUUAAUAGGGUUUAGCGCCGUCAAGGUAAACUAUAUAUAUAUAUAAUUUUUCUGGAGGAAUAUGUAACAGUUAAUCCAUUUUUAUUACAACCUCUGAUUCCUCCAGAGAAAGCUGACAGUUGGAAACGAUAGCAGAGACUCCCAAAUGGCCCACAGACUCAUCACUUGUGAAUAAUUUGAGAAGUUUUAAACACAGAAGCACCUGCCAACCAAGUUCCUACUAUUUGCCCGCUAUCAUGCCCGUUGUUACUGAAACAGAGUCACAUUUUACAAUGCAGAAUGAGUGUGUGGGGUGGGUUCUGUUGUUUGAGGGACACCCAUGUACAUAAGUGUGUGCUACAUAGCACAGGUGGGGUUUUUUUUUUCCCUCCAACCCUAUAGUUCGACUCAUUUUGCCAGGAACAAUUGUGUUUCCUUUUUACUGUAAAUAUCAUGUACAUCAGCGCCCAUGUGAAUAUGCUACAAUCUUUACAUGUGUUAUAGCUUUGUGUGUAACAUACAGCAUUUUAGAUGUUGAAAUAAACAUCUGAAACCAUA
Molecule: messenger RNA, 15538 nt
Organism: Polyodon spathula (Mississippi paddlefish)
Lineage: Eukaryota; Metazoa; Chordata; Actinopteri; Acipenseriformes; Polyodontidae
Product: SCO-spondin
Exons: 93
Coding region: 1-14754 (4917 amino acids)
Cellular component (GO): extracellular region
Molecular function (GO): protein binding; chitin binding
Source: RefSeq, a predicted model, not a curated record